CUAUAAGCCGGACCAACAAACCCAACACUGGUGUUGCAGAUACAUUCAUCGAUCGGUCAAUCCAUGGCGGAGAAGCAUUUUAAAUACGUGAUCCUCGGCGGUGGCGUUUCUGCUGGAUAUGCAGCUAGGGAGUUUGCCAAGCAAGGGGUUAAGCCAGGGGAACUGGCAAUUAUUUCCAAAGAGGCGGUUGCUCCUUAUGAACGUCCUGCGCUUAGCAAAGCCUACCUAUUUCCUGAGGGAGCUGCAAGACUUCCUGGAUUUCAUGUUUGUGUUGGAAGCGGAGGAGAGAGACUUCUUCCUGAGUGGUAUAAAGAGAAAGGUAUAGAAUUGAUCCUUAGUACAGAAAUAGUGAAAGCAGAUCUUGCAUCCAAAACUCUGAUAAGUGCAGCUGGAGAAACCUUUAAGUAUCACAUCUUGAUUAUUGCAACUGGUUCAACGGUCAUAAGGUUAACUGACUUUCGUGUAGAAGGAGCUGAUGCAAAAAAUAUCUUAUACUUGAGAGAAAUCGAUGAUGCUGACAAGCUUAUAGAUGUAAUAAAGGCCAAAAAGAAUGGAAAGGCUGUGAUUGUUGGAGGGGGGUACAUUGGUCUCGAGCUUAGUGCAGUGAUGAAAAUCAACAACUUAGAUGUUUGCAUGGUUUAUCCAGAACCAUGGUGCAUGCCUCGGCUUUUCACUGCUGGUAUAGCUGCUUUUUAUGAGGGUUAUUAUGCUAAUAAAGGAAUCAAAAUUAUCAAGGGAACAGUAGCAGUUGGGUUUACCUCUGAUGCAAAUGGAGAGGUAAAGGAAGUGAAACUUAAGGAUGGUAGGGUGCUGGAAGCUGACAUUGUUGUUGUUGGUGUUGGUGGAAGACCCCUUACAACAUUAUUCAAAGGACAGGUGGAAGAGGAGAAAGGUGGAAUUAAGACUGAUGAAUUCUUCAAAACAAGUGUUCCUGAUGUAUAUGCUGUGGGAGAUGUUGCUACUUUCCCACUGAAAUUGUACAAUGAAAUUAGAAGAGUUGAACAUGUCGACCAUGCCCGGAAAUCAGCUGAGCAAGCUGUCAAGGCAAUCAAGGCAAGUGAGGAAGGGAAAUCAGUUGAGGAGUAUGACUACCUUCCAUACUUCUACUCUCGUGCCUUUGAUCUGUCCUGGCAGUUCUAUGGUGACAAUGUGGGUGAAACAGUGCUAUUUGGAGACAAUAAUCCAGCAUCACCAAAGGCCAAGUUUGGAACCUAUUGGAUCAAAGAUGGGAAAGUGGUGGGAGCAUUUCUGGAGGGUGGGACUCCUGAAGAGAACACGGCCAUUGCCAAAGUUGCAAGGCUCCAACCUGCAGUUGAGAAUCUGGAUCAACUGACUAAUGAAGGUCUCACCUUUGCCUGUAAGAUUUGAGAUCCUCCAGAAUAUGGGGGACAAAAUGAAUGAAUCUGGAUGGUUUUUUUUUUUCGCUGGCUUGUUCUGUUGGUCUGCUUGGGGUUGUUUAGAACGAGGAUUGUUGAUAGCAAUUCCCUUCAGGGCUGUUAUGUGAUCUAAAUUCUAAUUGGUGGUAUGAUAUAAGAUUCACCUUGUCAUAAGUUUGUAACUGAGUUAGCUAUCUCUAAUCUAGAUUAAUUUGCAGGUCUGUGCUGGAAUAAAUACAUUCGCCGUACUGUUUUAUUUUCUUGAGAAUAAUGUUAUUGGGUACCCUGG
Messenger RNA from Vitis riparia (riverbank grape), 1665 nucleotides. Its product is annotated as monodehydroascorbate reductase. Gene Ontology annotation, molecular function: oxidoreductase activity, acting on NAD(P)H; flavin adenine dinucleotide binding. Gene Ontology annotation, cellular component: cytoplasm. The transcript is spliced from 10 exons. NCBI's taxonomy places the organism in Eukaryota, Viridiplantae, Streptophyta, Magnoliopsida, Vitales, Vitaceae. The coding region runs from base 64 to 1368 and encodes 434 amino acids. The record is from RefSeq and is a predicted model, not a curated record.